Molecule: messenger RNA, 960 nt
Organism: Lactuca sativa (garden lettuce)
Lineage: Eukaryota; Viridiplantae; Streptophyta; Magnoliopsida; Asterales; Asteraceae
Source: RefSeq, a predicted model, not a curated record
AUGACCAAAAACUUCCCGGAAUUGGGAUUGAGAAAAGAAGAUCGUGUGGAAGGAAGUUGGAUUGACUACGUACUUUACUGGGCCUACUUCAACAACACAACCGAAGACACAGUUUUACUAACAAAAAUACUUGAACAUGCAGAUUGGGAGACUUUUGGAUCAAGAUGCAUACUUCAUUCACAUCGAAUUACAUGUCCAGAUAUAUGGCAAUGGUCUGAACUUACCAGCUUUGGUGAUUUACCUUCACCAAGAGAUUUUGCUGUUGCUUCAGCCAUUGGGAACCAUAAAAUAGUAAUGUAUGGUGGAUGGGAUGGUAAAAAGUGGUUAUCAGAUGUAUUUGUCUUGGAUACAAUGUCAUUGGAGUGGAGAGAGUUAGCAGUUACAGGAACAUUGCCACCACCAAGGUGUGGUCAUACAGCCACUAUGGUUGAGAAACGGUUGCUUGUAUAUGGUGGCAGAGGAGGUGGAGGACCAAUCAUGGGUGAUUUAUGGGGUUUAAAGGGUCUCAUUGAAGAAGAUAACGAAGCGCCUGGAUGGACACAGUUAAAGCUGCCCGGGCAAGCUCCAGCUGCCCGAUGCGGGCAUACUGUCACCUCUGGAGGCCACUAUCUUCUCAUGUUUGGAGGCCAUGGAACCGGUGGUUGGUUGAGUCGCUAUGAUGUUUACUACAAUGAUUGUGUUGUUUUAGACAGGGUGUCUGUGCAGUGGAAACGUGUAAAUGUGUCUUAUUACCUAUAUGGCUAUAUCUGCUUUGCACUAACAUCACUUACACAAGAAUUUCUAGCUCUACUCCCCAUUGUUAGAGACCACAUAAUUGAUGGUUAUAGCCCCGAGGCACGUGAAGUAUUUCACAGAGAAUUUGAUUUCUUUGAAAAAGUCACCACUAUAUCAGGUGCUCUGUAUCCACUCCCCAAAGAAGAAAGGAGAGUUGGCAUCAAGAGAGGGUUGGAAAAAAUUUAG